AUGGCCUCCCCGAACUCCCUUUCGUCCGCAUACAACAGCGGUCUGUAUCAACAACCUUCCCGACCCAUGUCCCGAUCUACGGUUUCUCGUUCCACAUCCAGAAGGGUCUCCCCAGCCCUCCCACACGCCGGGUCCAAAACAUCCUUAUCACGCCAUUAUUCUGCGGGGGACAGCUCUGAUGAUGAGGUCCCCGAACCGAAAUUCAGCGCUUCUGUGAAGGCAUUAUUAGAUGGAGAUGGAUUGGGAUCUUCACCGCACCUGCAAAAGGGACAUGCAGCAUAUGAACGACGAGCUGCCGCAUUAGGCUCGAGACAUCCAAGCCUGUCGCCACGGAACUCACCACCUCUUGAUAACUCGACUGGUAGCCCGGCCCCACGAGUAGUUCGAAUUGGUGGUUCUAGAUUCUCCCGCGAGGGUUCUCCACUCUCCAAUAGUCAGAGCAUGCAGUCAGAGGCUCAAGAUCGACCUGGCGAUUUCAUCACACCUGCGCCUCGACCACGAAGUGUUCGGAUCAAUGCAUCCCGUAGUCAUACGCGAUCUCCAUCUUCAAUGUCACCAUCUCUAAAUCGAUCUUCAGAGCGAAAUUCUGGCGAUGAAUAUGGGAGCGGUGAUCGAUCUGAUAGUGACCGCAAAGCACACUAUGAGGAUGAUCCCAUUGCACGAAUUGGAUCCUCAGUACUCCGAAGUCGUCAUGUUGAUGAGUUUGGUCCCCAAAGUUCUCUGCGUGUCAAACGGGUUGGGCGAUUAACUGGCACAUUUCUCAACGGCCCUGCGCGAAGAGGUGUAUUGCGCAGACAGAGCGAAGAAAAUAAUGAGGAGAACUACCUGCUCGACGGUGUGAGGGAGAAUGAUGACAUUGAACCUCACCCCCGUGACACAGCCAAACCAUCAUCACCCAAGGUGUCUUGGGCUGACCCAAGCCCGCCGCGUGAAGAUGACUGGCGCCGCUCCGAUCAACCUGCAAGCUCCUCAAGAGGUGAAGGCCUUUUCUCAAGAUCAUCCUCUCCAAAAUCCUAUGGAUCUCAAUCGAAGUCAACUCCAGGAUCAUCGGACCGGUCCUCUGGCCCAAGAGAACAGCCGGCAUUCAAAGUUCCAUCCUUGCCCCCACUGCCUUCUGUGCGGGAUCAGGAGAAUGAGCCGCCUCCGACCUUCAAGCGAACAAAGCCACAGGGCUUGGGUGUGUUGGAUAAACCCGACAAGUUGUCAGCUAUGUACGACACCGAGAAAAAAGAACCUGCCAAAACACCAUCCGGAGACUCACCACGAAAAAUUCUUGCUAUUAGAAGUAAUAACACGCCUCAUCGGGCCGCUCCUCCACCUCCGAAGAUGUCUGUCCUCGAGACUGCCACCGCAACUGGUGGUGCAUCAACGUCACAGUCUCGGAAAAAGCGAACCCAAGUCUCCAUCAACGGCAAGCACUUUACUCGUCUCGACUGCAUUGGUCGUGGUGGUAGCUCUCGUGUGUAUCGUGUGAUGGCUGAGAAUUACAAGAUAUUUGCAUUGAAACGAGUCAAUCUUGAAGAUGUCGAUCCUCUCACACUUACUGGAUAUAAGGGAGAAAUUGAUUUGCUCAAGAAGUUGGAGAAUGUUGAUCGAGUCGUGCGCCUGUUUGAUUGGGAACUUAACUCUGACAAGCAUUGUCUCAGCGUUCUCAUGGAAAUUGGUGAAUCUGAUCUUGAGAAGAUCCUUACAUAUCGCAUCAAUGCCGAAGACGCUGUCUUUGACAUUAACUUCACUCGUUUUUACUGGAAAGAGAUGCUUGAAUGUGUUCAAGCUGUGCAUAACUUUAGCAUUGUCCAUUCCGAUCUGAAGCCCGCCAAUUUUCUGAUGGUGCAAGGGCGCUUGAAACUUAUUGACUUUGGUAUCGCGAAUGCGAUCCAAGACAACACUGUUAAUGUCCAUCGUGAACAGCAAGUUGGAACACCGAAUUACAUGUCUCCCGAGGCAUUGGUUGAUUCGAAUGCCUCCCUCGGUUUACCUGCGAGCGUUGGAAAAAUUAUGAAGCUUGGCAAACCUAGUGAUGUUUGGAGUUUGGGCUGCAUUUUGUACAAAAUGGUGUAUGGCCAACCUCCAUUCGCCAAGAUCGCCAAAUACUACGAGCGCAUCAUGGCAAUCCCCAACCCUCGUGUACAAAUUGAUUUUCCCGCCCAUGGAAUUGGCGGUGUUCCUGUACCACCUGGAUUGAUCCGAACCUUGAAGCGCUGCCUUCAACGAGACCAAACCCUUCGACCUACCAUUGAGGAAAUGCUUGGCCCUCGCGAUCCAUUUUUGCACCCCGAUGCCCAACUUGAGGGCGCUGUUCCUGUUACCCAAGAUAUGCUUGGUCGCAUUCUUGCAAAUGUUAUCAAUCACUGUAAAGCCCGGGGUAUUCCCAAGGAGGAAGAACUCGCUGCAUGGCCUGCCGGUUUCUUUGCAAAAAUUAAAGCAGCUCUGGAGGAAGAAAAUCCUUAA
Molecule: messenger RNA, 2451 nt
Organism: Penicillium malachiteum
Lineage: Eukaryota; Fungi; Ascomycota; Eurotiomycetes; Eurotiales; Aspergillaceae
Product: serine/threonine/tyrosine protein kinase MPS1
Exons: 1
Coding region: 1-2451 (816 amino acids)
Biological process (GO): peptidyl-serine phosphorylation; meiotic spindle assembly checkpoint signaling; mitotic spindle assembly checkpoint signaling
Cellular component (GO): spindle; nucleus; kinetochore
Molecular function (GO): protein serine/threonine kinase activity; protein serine/threonine/tyrosine kinase activity; ATP binding
Source: RefSeq, a predicted model, not a curated record